Molecule: messenger RNA, 3013 nt
Organism: Micropterus salmoides (largemouth bass)
Lineage: Eukaryota; Metazoa; Chordata; Actinopteri; Centrarchiformes; Centrarchidae
Product: protein shisa-2
Exons: 2
Coding region: 644-1510 (288 amino acids)
Source: RefSeq, a predicted model, not a curated record
CUCUCACUCUGACGCAGAGUAGGAUAGACUCUGCGCGCUUUAGUUCAAUCCGGCUAGACGGACCCAGACUGGCUGACUGUUGAUGCCCAACAAUGCGGACCAAGCCACAAAAGUUUGAAAAGUUAUUUUUGCGCACGGGUCUGGCGAUGAGGGGUCUCGGGGGUGACUGCAGCAUGGGUCAGGCUUCAAGUGUUGGUUCCUCUGCAUCCCUGUGGAAAGUAAUUUGAAGAGUCAGAAGGAGACAUCAACAGCCUCGCUGCGGUGCCAGAGGAAAUCAUUUAGUCUUUCCAACUGGAUUUACCAAGACCUCUGAUUGUUUACAUCUGGAGUCGCCUAUCAGUAAAGCUUACGGCUAUAGGUGUGACACUUUUUCUCCCAUUGUAAAACUCGGUUUGGUUUUCUACAACUCUUGGAUGAUAACCUACACUGCGGAGUCACUUUGGAUCUGAAUUACGCACGGGAUUCCUCAAACAAAUGACAGCUUCUGGGUGGUUUGUUGCUCCCUCAUUUUACCCCCUCAGCUCCCUGUACCACAUCGAUCCACCGCAUCACUGCCCUCACCAGGUUAGGUAGACGCGGGGGGUAAAAGCCUCUCUCUCUCUUUUAGUGCGCCGGCGUUCGGCCGCGGGCCACCUGGUCGAGGAUGUGGGGAGGAGGUUUAUCGUUGUAUGUUACCGUGAUUGUGACUCUACUCCUGGUCAUUAUCGACGUGAAAGCAAGUGGGGAAUAUUGCCACGGCUGGCACGACUCCCAGGGCGCUUGGAAAGAAGGGUUCCAGUGCCCGGAGAAGAUUGACGGGGAGGACUCGAUCAUCUGCUGCGGGAAAUGCGAGCUGCGCUACUGCUGCUCCAGCACGGACGCACGGCUGGAUCAGGGGAGCUGCGAUAACGACCGUCAGGCUCAGGAGCCCGGGACAGAGAACAAGGAGAACAAGGACUCCGGUGCAGUGCCCAUCUAUGUGCCGUUCCUGAUCGUGGGGUCAGUGUUUGUCGCUUUCAUUCUGGUGGGCUCUGUGGUUGCUGUGUGCUGCUGCCGCUGCCUCCGGCCCAAACAGGAACUGUCAUCAGAAGGUACGACAGGAGGCGGUGCAGGCGGUGGUCGCCUCUUGGAAACCAUCCCUAUGAUGUCCAGCGCUGGGACCUCCAGAGGUUCAUCAUCCCGCCAGUCCAGCACGGCCACCUCAUCCAGCUCCUCCGCCCCGCCCGCCGCACCCCGUCCUGCUCCCCCUCCUCUCAUGCGGGCUCAGGCCUCCUGUUGCCUGCCCCCUGAUGCCAGCGUCUUCGUCAACAUGCCCACUAACUUCUCUGUGCUCAACUGCCAGCAGGCCACGCAAAUCAUGCCUCACCAGGGACAGUUUCUGCACCCGCAGUACAUCGGCUACGCCCACCCUACACCGGCCUUCCUGGACCCCACUCAAGGAGGAUACAGACCCCUCCAGUCCCCCUGCCCUCCUCCCAUCGGCGGGUCCAGUGUCACCAGUGACCAGAAAUACCCUCCAGUGACUGUGUGAUGAGGGGCCAACCUGCAGACCACUCUGCCACUUUGUUGUGAAGUUUAACCUGUGAGGGCUGCGCCAGAGACCCGUUGGGGGACGCUGUGGAAAAAGAAAGGCAGGCAGUCAGACUCACAUGAAGGACUCAUAAAGCCGUUGAGGCAGCAGGGCCUGCCCUGCUAUUGUGUGUGGUGUGUGUCUCUUUAGUGUGUCAUAUGAUCUGGCAAGUUGGAAUGAGCUAAGCUCAGCCUAUGGUGGGGUAAGAUGGAUGCAAUAACAAUUUUCUGUCUUGAUGCAAAGACAAAACUGUAUAUUGGAGGGUUAUACAGCCCAGAUGGGUGAUAAUGCACAGCUCACUGCAGCUCACUGUGCAUGUGUUUGUGUUUGCAUGUAUGUGUAUGUGAGAGCGAAAAAAAAGAUUUGUUGGCUUAAAUGUACUGGAAUGAGUGAUGACUGGAUGAUUUAUAGCAGUGAACUGUAUGAAAAGUGGAUCAAGAAAAAAAAAAAACAUGACCACAUGCUGUGUUUAUGCCAUGUGCACAUCUGCACUUGUGAAUGGUUGUGAGUGGUUUAUACAAUACAGUAUAUGAUUGUUUGUGUUGGGGAAAGAAAGUAUGUGAAAAGAUGUAAUGUAUGUGUGUGAGUUAGUGUGAAGUGCGGAAGGAUGUGGACGUAUGAGUAACUGUGAGUGAACUGUGUUGAAUGGGAAAUGCAGGUGGCGUGAUGUGAAAGACAGUCGCAAUCUCCCUGCAGACCAUUUAAACUCUAAUGAAGUGAACACAGGACAUAGACUGUGACGCUCCACCCUACUAUACACCCCCCCCCCCCCGCCACCCAAAAAGAAAAAACACACACAAAACCCCCCCCAAAGAAUACCCACAACUGCCCUGAGUGGAAACACACAGACUAAAAUAAAUAAAUAAAAUAUUCACACAAGGCUGGUAGUUAAUGUACCUGACAAGUGUGAGUGUGUGACACAAGAGAAUGAAAAGUAGCUCUCUGUAGAUCACGGAGUCAAUUAUACAGCGAAAACUCUGCCAAAUGCCCCCUUCAUGUCUCUCCUGUGAGAGGUGUGUGUGUGCAUGUGUGUGUGUUUUGAACACUCCCACAGUUCAGUGCGUUAGCAGAGGGCACAUGCAGCUCCAGGGCAGUUUUGAGUCAUUAUUUUCCACUUAAGAAAGGCACAGAAAUGGCGGUUAUUGGUUGUUAAUCUGAAAGAAAAAAAAAAUGAGUCAAAGUUGCGUUUCUUCCAGCCGCUCCAUGUCCUGUUGUGCUGCUGGGUCACUGGUAACUCAGUAACAUGCAGCUUGAGGAAUGUGCUGCUCCACUGAGCGUGCGGCCUGUGAUGUUUGUGUACCUCAUCUGUACUCCGAGCACAAUGUCUGUAAGAUACAGUAGGCAGCUUGUGUGUGACAAAAUAAGAGUAUCUGUAAUAUGAUGUAUGAAAAUUGGUCCAAUUUGAUGCAGGGGUGACAUUUUUCAUGUGAAUUCUAAAAAAAAUAAAUAAAUAGUAUAUUAUCA